CUUGUUGACUGGGGCUGUUCUUGCUGGUCGGUGCCCCAGGGCCAGGAGAGGUCUGAAGAGACCUGGGAGCCGGUAGCCCUGGGCUCCGCUCUGGGUUCUGAAAGCCCAUUCCUUGCUCUGCGGCUCCUCCCACCCCACCUCUUCUCAGCCUUGCAGCUCAACGGUUGAUCUCAGGAGUCCAGGACCCCGGAGAGGGAAGAAUCUGAGGAACACAGAACAGUGCCCUGGGAUUUAUAAAACUGGGUUCUGAAUGCUGAAUAGGAGACGGUAAGAGCCAAGGCAAAGGACAGCAGUGUUCUCUGCCUGCCUGAUACCCUCACCACCCGUGAACCAUCCCCCAGACGCCCCCUUAACUCUGGGAGAGAGAUGGCUGGCGGAGCCUGGGGCCGCCUGGCCUGUUACUUGGAGCUCCUGAAGAAGGAGGAGCUGAAGGAGUUCCAGCUUCUAUUCACCAGUAAAGUGCACUCCAGCGGCUCUUCGGGCGAGACACCCGCUCAGCUGGAGAAGACGAGCGGCAUGGAGGUGGCCUCAUACCUGGUGGCUCAGUAUGGGGAGCAGCGGGCCUGGGACCUAGCCCUCUGUACCUGGGAGCAGAUGGGGCUGAGGUCACUGUGCACCCAAGCCCGGGAAGGGGCAGACUACUCUCCGUCAUUCCCCUACAGCCCGAGUGAACCCCACCUGGGGUCUCCCAGCCAACCCACCUCCACCGCAGUGCUGAGGUCCUGGAACCGUGAAUUGCCAGUGGAGUGCACCCAGGGCUCAGAGAGAAGGGUUUUGAGACAGCUGCCUGACACAUCUGGACACCGCUGGAGAGAAAUCUCUUCCUCACUCCUCUACCAAGCUCUUCCAAGCUCCCCAGACUUUGAAUCUCCAAGCCAGGAGUCGCCCAAUGCCCCCACAUCCACAGCAGUGCUGGCGAGCUGGGGAUCCCCACCUCAGCCCAGCCUAGCGCCCAGAGAGCAGGAGGCUCCUGGGACCCAGUGGCCUCUGGAUGAAACGUCAGGAAAUUACUACACAGGAAUCAGAGAAAGAGAGAGAGAGGAAUCAGAGAAAGGCAGGCCCCCAUGGGAGGCAGCAGUAGGAACGCCCCCACAGGUACACGCCAGCCUACAGCCCCACCGCCACCCAUGGGAGCCUUCUGCAAGAGAGAGCCUCUGUUCCACAUGGUCCUGGAAAAAUGACGAUUUGAACCAAAAUUUCACACAGCUGCUACUUCUACAAAGACCUCACCCCAGAAGCCAUAAGUCGCUGGUCAAGGGAAGCUGGCCUCAUGAUGUGGAGGAGGAUCGAGGACGUUUAAUUGAGAUCAGAGACUUAUUUGGCCCAGGCCUGGAUACCCAAGAACCUCGCAUAGUCAUACUGCAGGGGGCUGCUGGAACUGGGAAGUCAACACUGGCCAGGCAGGUGAGGGCAGCCUGGGGGAGAGGCCAGCUGUAUGGGGACCGCUUCCAGCAUGUCUUCUACUUCAGCUGCAGAGAGCUGGCCCAGUGCAAGGUGGUGAGUCUGGCUGAACUCAUCGGGAAAGACUGGACAGCUGCGCAGGCCCCCAUUAGACAGAUCCUGUCCAGGCCAGAGCGGCUGCUCUUCAUCCUCGAUGGUGUGGAUGAGCCAAGAUGGGUCUUGCAGGAGCCGAGUUCCGAGCUCUGUCUGCACUGGAGCCAGCCGCAGCCGGCGGAUGCACUGCUGGGCAGUUUGCUGGGGAAAACCAUACUUCCCGAGGCAUCCUUCCUGAUCACGGCUCGGACCACAGCUCUGCAGAACCUCAUUCCUUCUUUGGAGCAGGCACGCUGGGUAGAGGUCCUGGGGUUCUCUGAGUCCAGCAGGAGGGAAUAUUUGUACAAAUAUUUCACAGAUGAAAGGCAAGCAGUUAGAGCCUUGGGGUUGAUCCAAUCAAACAAAGAGCUCUGGGCCCUGUGUCUCGUGCCCUGGGUGUCCUGGCUGGCCUGCACCUGCCUGAUGGAGCAGAUGAAGCGGAAGGAGGAACUCACACUGACCUCCAAGACCACCACGACCCUCUGUCUGCAUUACCUUUCCCAGGCUCUCCGAGCUCAGCCUCUGGGGCCCCAGCUCGGGGACAUCUGCUCUCUGGCUGCUGAGGGCAUCUGGCAAAAAAAGACCCUUUUCAAUCGAGAUGACCUCAGGAAGCAUGAGUUAGAUGGGGCCAUCAUCUCCACCCUCUUAAAGAUGGGUAUUCUUCAAGAGCACCCCAUCCCUCUGAGCUACAGCUUCAUUCACCUCUGUUUCCAGGAGUUCUUUGCAGCAAUGUCCUAUGCCCUGGAGGAUAAGAAGGGGAGAGGUAAACAUUCUAAUUGCAUCAUAGAUUUGGAAAAGUUGCUAGAAGCAUAUGGAACACAUGGCCUGUUUGGGGCACCAACCACACGUUUCCUAUUGGGCCUGUUAAGUGAUAAGGGGGAGAGAGCGAUGGAGAACAUCUUUAACUGCCGGCUGUCUCAGGGGAGGAACCUGAAGCAGUGGGUCCCGUCCCUGCAGCCCCUGCGGCAGCCACACUCUCUGGAGUUCCUCCACUGUUUGUACGAGACUCAGAACAAAACGUUCCUGACACAAAUGAUGGCCGAUUUCCAAGAAAUGGGCGUGUGUGUGGAAACAGACAUGGAGCUCCUGGUGGGCACCUUCUGCAUUAAAUUCUGCCGCCACGUGAAGAAGCUUCAACUGAUUGAGGGCAGGCAGCACAGACCAGCAUGGAGCCCCACCGGGAUAGUCCUGUGAGUACCCAAAAUACCCAUGUCUCCAGCUCCUCUGUCGGUCCAUAAGCCCGCGUGACCUGAGCACCAGAGGCAUGCUCACUGAGCCUGGCCAGGGGCAGGGGUGGCUAAAGGAUCAGGGUCGCCAGUGACUUCUAACUACCCAAUCUGACCACCAUGCUCU
This is a messenger RNA of Piliocolobus tephrosceles (Ugandan red Colobus), 2886 nucleotides long. It is a transcript of the gene NLRP1, whose product is annotated as NLR family pyrin domain containing 1. Gene Ontology annotation, biological process: regulation of inflammatory response. Gene Ontology annotation, cellular component: cytoplasm. Lineage: Eukaryota; Metazoa; Chordata; Mammalia; Primates; Cercopithecidae. The record is from RefSeq and is a predicted model, not a curated record. The coding region runs from base 367 to 2727 and encodes 786 amino acids. The transcript is spliced from 5 exons.